GGCGGCAGGGACCAGCAGUUACUGGGAAGGUGAGGGCGAGAAGGCCUCCGGGUGCGUUCCACGAGGGUGAGAGGGGCUGAGUGAGGACAGAUCUUGGGAGAAGCAGCAGAGGAAAGAACCAGACCCCCGGAGCGGCCGAGCUGAGCAGCGGGGCUUGCCUAAGUGGGAUCCCCGGGGCCUUGGGGAUACCGAACGGUCUGGGGCAGGGGUCUGGCCUGGCCGGGGCGUGUGAGCGGGACGUGGGGCAGGGGUUGGGCAGAGUGGACAGAGCGGGGAUGUAGAGGAAGAGGGCUCUCAAUCGCCUGGGUAGAAUUGUGUUGAGGGAGUAAUGGAACUCGGACGAAGGGGCUUGGGGUACGAACUCUGACAGGAAACGAAUGUUGAGGGAGAAGAUCCAGAGCCCCGGAGACUGGAGGAGUCAGCGCAUUGGAGCUGAGGUCACUGUUGGAAAACUGAGUGGGAAAAGAGAAGGAGGAACUUGCAUUCCGGUCCGUCGGAGGAAGUAUGAAGAGAAUAGGAGACAGAAUGUCUCUUAUUGGGUCCCCAUGACAACUACAGAUCUCAGGAAACAGGCUCGACAGCUGGAAAAUGAACUUGACCUGAAACUAGUUUCCUUCAGCAAACUAUGUACAAGUUACAGUCAUAGCAGUACCCGAGAUGGAAGACGCGACAGUUCUGAUACAACACCCCUUUUAAAUGGAUCAAGCCAAGACAGAAUGUUUGAGACAAUGGCGAUUGAGAUUGAACAACUUUUGGCAAGGCUUACAGGGGUAAAUGAUAAAAUGGCAGAAUAUACCAACAGUGCAGGUGUCCCCUCCUUGAAUGCAGCCCUGAUGCAUACAUUACAGCGGCAUAGAGACAUAUUGCAGGAUUAUACACAUGAAUUCCAUAAAACCAAAGCAAACUUUAUGGCAAUACGGGAAAGGGAGAAUCUCAUGGGAUCAGUACGAAAAGAUAUUGAGUCAUAUAAAAGUGGGUCUGGAGUAAACAACAGAAGAACUGAGCUAUUUUUGAAAGAACAUGACCACCUUCGAAACUCAGAUCGUCUGAUAGAAGAGACAAUAAGCAUUGCUAUGGCAACAAAAGAAAAUAUGACUUCACAGAGAGGAAUGUUGAAGUCAAUUCACAGCAAAAUGAACACUUUGGCCAAUCGUUUUCCUGCUGUAAACAGCCUGAUCCAGAGGAUCAACCUGAGGAAGCGGCGGGACUCGCUCAUCCUAGGGGGUGUUAUUGGGAUCUGUACCAUCCUGUUGCUGCUGUAUGCGUUCCAUUGAUGGGACAUCUUCAGGGACUCUUGACAACCACCGCUUUCACGCCCUGGUCUGGAAUAAGGAAACGUCGGAGGGAGAAGUUGACUGUCUUGAUAAUUAGCCUGAUCAGCAGGAUGAAUGCAAGACUGACAGUGAUGGACUCUGUGACAUGGUCAGGUUGAGCUGAAGCCACAGUUUCUCUGUGCUGUGUUUUCUAACACAUUUUUCUGUUUUUAAUUAAAAAAAAAAAAAAGUUUUCAGUUGCUUUUGUCUCCCUAGGAGGCAGGUAAACCAAUCAAAAACAGAGUUUUCUGUGUUUCCAUGAUAGUGUUGAAGCCUAAUGACAAGCCAGGUCUUACAGCUGGGCUCUUCAGAAAACCAGGUUUCUACAUCCAAAGACUGCUUUUUCUUUUAGCUGCCAGAUUGGAUUGUGAAUAAAAAUAAUUCUCCUCUCCCUCUCCCUCUCCCCCUCCCUCUCCCCACGGUCUCCCUCUUUCCACAGUCUCCCUCUGGUGCCGAGCCGAAGCUGGACUGUACUGCUCUCAUCUCGGCUCACUGCAACCUCCCUGCCCGAUUAUCCUGCCUCAGCUUGCCGAGUGCCCGCAAUUGCAGGCGCGCGCCGCCACGCCUGACUGCCUCGGCCUCCUGAGGUGCCGGGAUUGCAGACAGAGUCUCGUUCACUCAGUGCUCAAUGGUGCCCAGGCUGGAGUGCAGUGGCGUGAUCUCGGCUCGCUACAACCUCCACCUCCCAGCCGCCUGCCUUGGCCUCCCAAAGUGCCGAGAUUGCAGCCUCUGCCCGGCCGCCACCCCGUCUGGGAAGUGAGGAGCGUCUCUGCCCGGCCGCCCAUCGUCUGGGAUGUGAGGAGCCCCUCUGCCUGGCUGCCCAGUCUGGAAAGUGAGGAGCAUCUCUGCCCGGCCGCCAUCCCAUCUAGGAAGUGAGCGUCUCUGCCCGGCUGCCCCGUCUGAGAAGUGAGGAGCCCCUCCGACCGGCAGCCGCCCCGUCUGAGAAGUGAGGAACCCCUCCGCCCGGCAGCCACCCCAUCUGGGAAGUGAGGAGCGUCUACGCCCGGCAGCCACCCCGUCCGGGAGGGAGGUGGGGUCAGCCCCCCACCAGGCCAGCCGCCCCGUCCGGGAGGGAGGUGGGGGGGUCAGCCCCCCGCCCGGCCAGCCGCCCCGUCCGGGAGGGAGGUGGGGGGGUCAGCCCCCCGCCCGGCCAGCCGCCCCGUCUGGGAGGGAGGUGAGGGGCGCCUCUGCCCGACCGCCCCUACUGGGAAGUGAGGAGCCCCUCUGCCCUGCCACCACCCCAUCUGGGAGGUGUGCCGAGCAGCUCAUUGAGAAUGGGCCAUGAUGACAAUGGCGGUUUUGUGGAAUGGAAAGGUGGGGAGAAGAUUGAGAAAUCGGAUGGUUGCUGUGUCUGUGUAGAAAGAAGUAGACAUGGGAGACUUCAUUUUGUUCUGUACUAAGAAAAAUUCUUCUGCCUUGGGAUCCUGUUGAUCUGUGACCUUACCCCCAACCCUGUGCUCUCUGAAACAUGUGCUGUGUCCACUCAGGGUUAAAUGGAUUAAGGGCGGUGCAAGAUGUGCUUUGUUAAACAGAUGCUUCAAGGCAGCAUGCUCCUUAAGAGUCAUCACCACUCCCUAAUCUCAAGUACCCAGGGACACAAACACUGCGGAAGGCCGCAGGGUCCUCUGCCUAGGAAAACCAGAGACCUUUGUUCACUUGUUUAUCUGCUGACCUUCCCUCCACUAUUGUCCUAUGACCCUGCCAAAUCCCCCUCUGCGAGAAACACCCAAGAAUGAUCAAUUUAAAAAAAAAAAAAAGACGAAAAAAAUAGUAAUUCUUGUCCUCUUAUUUUACACUCAUAAUGAGAAAUCACAAGUUCUUUCUUGAUCUGUGCUAUAGAUUUCUACUCUGUCUCCUCAACUCUGUUGAUAUUUGGGGAAAAUUCUGUUUUUCAUAGAUUCUUUUGAGAUGGUGAUGGACCAGCUUCAGCAUGUUUGAGGUUGUCUGAAAUGGAGAUCACUGUAAAACUGUCUUUUUCUUUUACAUUACAAGUACACUGGGGUUAACUGUAUUGCUGGAAAAACAUCAAGAAUGGCAUUCUUAUAUUUAAGGCACCAGUCAUUGUUUCCAUUUUUUUUUUAAUUCUUCUCUUGGAUUAAUAUUUUCUACUGAAAAGAAGUGAAAUCUCAGUUCCACUAUGAUAAACGAAUCGCCAGUGUCUGUCAGUGCCCCCACUGCUCCUCCUCAUACCAGCAUUGACACUGGUAGCUGAGGAAGGGGACUGCUCAAUUUCUAAUGUGAUCUAUUCAAGAAGCCACAUAUAAAAAGGCAUUGAGGGCUCACUGUCCAGAGAAUUGCAUUUGUAAAUGCUCCACAACGUAUGGGCAAAAGUUUAAGGGCUACUGCCUGAUGUACCAGGAAUCCUGAGUUCUGUGAAAAUCUGUUCAUUCCAAAUCUGUUAAGCAUUUCCAAACAUCCAGAAAAUGGUUUCACUGUUGAGGGUGCAUGUGGCAGAAUGUCUCUCUCUGCACCCGUCUUCUGUUACCAUCCCUGGACAGUGACAGAUUUUAAGCCAGCCACCAGAAUUCUUUUUGAGUUAACCAUUUCUUAGUUUCUGUAAAUUCAUGACUUGUGUUACUGAACUACAGCCUGGUUUGUAGACUUCCAACAUCUACACUGCUGCUCUUCACCAUUGGAAUUCACUGUGGUAUUUAUAGUAUUGGCUUCAGUCUGAGCCACAGGCAAUAAAAGGAUAUCAGCUGUAGUUGUCAGCUACAUCAUGGUGUAUAGAUGCUGUUAUUCAGGCGAACUUGCUCAUGGGUGGACUAACACCUGGUUUGGUACAGAGACUGAGAAGUUUUUCAUUCUGGUGUCAAAGUUUUGUUACAUUAUGGGUGUGAAGGGCAUUUGAUAUAUUUUUCUUAACUAUGGGGUUUAUUUUUCUAAAUGUGGGUUGAUUGACUGUUUAUUGAUUCAGCGUACCCUUAAAAGAAAAGUUUUCCCAUUGUGAACCUUAAAUGAUCAGAGAAGUAAGUUCAUUGAUUAAAUUCUCUGUUGGGAGAACAAAACUUUUCUCCCUUGACACUUUAUUAUCUUUGAUUUUUCAAAGGGCCUUGAUUGGUGGUUGUGUCUCGGUUAAAAUUUAUGGGACUUUGCUAUGUAGUUGGCAUUUAUAAAAUCUGAAGUAUCAUAAAUAAAGUUAUUUAUUUAAUUAUACUACCAGUCUUUUUUACUGGUCUGAUUCUUUGGUGCAUUCAUUAAAGCUGAUUGUGUGAGAGUGAACUGGGACACAAGCUAGUCUAGCUCACUGCAGCCAAGCAAACCCUGUUGAUGGCUGAUGGGCCUUUCCAUUAGGGUUUUGCUUAUGUGAAGUAAUGGAAUUAUGUUGGUUAUUUUCUUUAUGAAAAUAAACCAGUUCUUCCAAGGAAGUUAAAAGGCUUGGUGUAGAUGUUGGUGUCAGAUAGGUCUGACUAACCUCUCCGUGCUGCAGCCCAUACUAAGGUGACCCAGGGCCACAUGCAGACAGCUAGGCCAGUGCUUUUUCCUCUUAGGGUUUCUUUGCAGAAAGAAACCUCCAGCAAGGGAAGAGAGGUGUGUGUCCACAGGAAGGGGCUCCGUGGGGAUCCCAUGAAGGGAUUUGAGCUCUUUCAGCUCCAUGUCAUUUAACUUUUUUGUUUAACCAACCACCUUGGCUUUCUCUCCUUUUUUGCUGUCCUCCUUACGGACCAGUUACCAGAUUCAGAGGCUAACAGUUAGUUACUUGUUAAUGCUAGUCACAGCCAGGAGGUCAGAAGGAAUUUUCUACUUCUGGAUCCAAAUGUUACCUCUUAGGGGAAGUUAUGCCCCCUCAACUAUUGUCUUAUUAUAAUGAAUCUUUCCUUUUUGGUCCUUUUAAGUAACCACUCAAAACUUUUCAUUUCACUGAAAAAAUAUGAAAAACCAUGACAAUAGGGCUGGGUGCAGUGGCUCACGCCUAUAAUCUUAGCACUUUGGGAGACCAAGGCAGGCGGAUCGUUUGAGGCCAGGAGUUUGAGACCAGCCUGGGCAAUGUAGCAAGACUCUGUCUCUACAAAAAAAAUUAAAAGAUUAGCCUGGCAUGAUGGUGAGUGCCUGUGGUCCUAGCUCACAGCUACUGAGGCUGAGGCCAGAGGAUCACUUGAGCCCGGGAGUUCAAGCCUUCAGUGAGCCAUGAUUGCACCACUGCACGCCAGCCUGGAUGACAGAGUGAGACCCUGUUUCCAAAAAAAAAAAAAAAGAAAAAGAAACAUGGCAACGAAAAGGCAGGAAAUUCCAAAAGACAUAUUUCUGACAUUUUGUUUUAAUGUGUACUGAUGACUUUAGUAAAAAUGUGUAAUAAAUUCACCACUCAAGUUCAAACUCAGAUCCAAGUGCUUUCGCUUAUCUAUCGUGGCAAUCUCUACAUUCUUGUCAAUUCCUAUUAAUGGUGCUGGAGGACUCCCUGUAAUCUGCAUUUGUUCACCUUUUCUUUCCCUCAUGUUAGAAAGGGGCUUUCCUUCUCUAUGAUUCUGCUGUCUUUUUCCAUACUGCCUGGUACUCGGAUCAGGCAUGAAAGAAAACACAUAAGAAUGGAGACAGGUGAUGAGAGGAGAUACUAUGAGAGCAAUCCUUAUACGUGGAACCAAAUAAUACUUUAGCUCUUUCAUACUGGGUGUGAAUACAUCUGAAUAGAAAAAGAUACUUACUGAGCCUUUUGAUGCAGUGGCUCUUGGCCUCUAUGGAAUUCAGGCACCUUGGGUUUGCCUUCCCACUAUUAAUUUUCUGUUUCAGUGUUAGUGAUCUCAACCUGAUGAAAAUGACUUUAAAGAACUGGACUAGCUUUUUGGUUUCUGAUAGCUCAUUUGAUCAUCAGGUAUGAUUUUUGGAAAUGGAUUGAGUCUUCUAACUUGGAAGAUUAAGUUGUUGCGGAUAACUGGCCAUGUCUAGUGUUACACUGAAUUUUCUGGCAAAUGUAAGUAAAGAACAAAUGGAUUCUGCUCAGAAAGUUAGAAUCAUUGUGUUCCACUCUCCUGUUAAGAGUUGUUUACCCUGGUCUCCAAAAAGAUGCAGAACUUUUCAUCACAGUGUUAAUAAACUAAUCUUGUUUAUUCCUUUAUAAACCUGCAUACUCUUUAAGUUUUGUAGGCAAAAAGAACAUGAGGGAGGAACAAGUGAAUUUUGAGUUUAGCGGAUAAGAAGCUUAAAGCUGAGCCAUGCAUGGUCUUGAGGGAUCUUUCUCGUUUUCUCUGUAUCUGAGAGCUCACUUUAAUAUCAAGGUAUUUGCAUCCAUUCCCACCCUGUUAGCUCUUAAGGGAGGAGGGAAAUCAAUUCCAACCAGACUUUCCUGUGAUGGAAGAUGUUUCCUCUUGAAAAAAUGCCAAUACAGAUUUUUAAAACCUAUUGUUUUCCAAAUGCACUUUGUAAGUUUUUGCUUUUAAAAUAGCUUCUUGGAGCCAAUUUUAUUGUAUUUGUACUUAAUUUUUGUUCUCAUCUAAAUGUGCAUUUUCUGACUGUAUAGAAGAAGCUUUGGUAUGUAAUUUAAUAAUAAAUUAGAAGUCUAAAUGA
Molecule: messenger RNA, 6815 nt
Organism: Gorilla gorilla gorilla (western lowland gorilla)
Lineage: Eukaryota; Metazoa; Chordata; Mammalia; Primates; Hominidae
Gene: GOSR1
Product: golgi SNAP receptor complex member 1
Exons: 9
Coding region: 378-1274 (298 amino acids)
Biological process (GO): vesicle fusion; endoplasmic reticulum to Golgi vesicle-mediated transport; inter-Golgi cisterna vesicle-mediated transport
Cellular component (GO): SNARE complex; cis-Golgi network; Golgi membrane
Molecular function (GO): SNAP receptor activity
Source: RefSeq, a predicted model, not a curated record